AUGAACGAAAUCCUGGAUAAGGCCACCAAGAAGGCUUUGAGUGGUGGUAUCGCUGGCAUGGGUGCACAAGCUAUCAAUGUCCUCACGCUGAUGUGGAUGCGAACCAUCAUGAACUAUCAGUAUCGCUAUGGUGGAACCUUCAAGGAGGUCGUCACGAAGCUCUAUGCCGAAGGCGGCAUUCCCCGCUUCUACCGAGGCUUGGCGCCUGGACUCAUCCAGGCUCCGGUGUCCCGCUUCGGCGACACCGCGGCGAACGAUGGAGCAUUGGCCGCGCUAGAGCACACGACGUUGCCCACCGCCGCCAAGACCAUGUGUGCAUCGGCUGCCGCAGCAGGCUUUCGCCUGUUCCUUAUGCCAAUCGAUGCCUGGAAGACCACCAAGCAGGUGGAAGGAAAGGAUGGCCUCAGAAAGCUGGUGGAGAAAACUAAGAAGCAUCCCACCGCCUUGUGGCAAGGAGGCGUCGGAGCCAUGUCCGCCACCUGGGUCGGCCACUACCCAUGGUUCUACACCAACAAUCAGCUUCGUGAAUCGCUGCCUCAGUUUGACUUUCCUUAUGGCAAGUACGUGAGAAAUGCCUUCAUUGGAUUCUGUUCAGCGGCCGUCUCCGACACUUGCUCGAAUUCCUUGCGAGUGCUGAAGACCACGCGUCAGACUUCUUUGGAGCCAAUUGGCUACUUGGACUCCGUGCCCCGGCGAGUUGGACCCGGGUGUGCCGUUCGUUGA
Messenger RNA from Durusdinium trenchii, 723 nucleotides. The record is from the annotation of a GenBank genome assembly. NCBI's taxonomy places the organism in Eukaryota, Dinophyceae, Suessiales, Symbiodiniaceae.